Messenger RNA from Mytilus californianus (California mussel), 4035 nucleotides. RefSeq lists its product as uncharacterized. The record is from RefSeq and is a predicted model, not a curated record. NCBI's taxonomy places the organism in Eukaryota, Metazoa, Mollusca, Bivalvia, Mytilida, Mytilidae. The transcript is spliced from 10 exons. Bases 226 to 3306 code for a protein of 1026 amino acids.
UAUAAUGGAAACUUUUCAUCAAUAUGUACAACACUGUAUUGUUUAAGCCCUUCGUCGUCCACCUGCUACGGAGAGACGGCGUCAGAUGGAACAUUGUGCGGCAAUCAUAAGUGGUGUAUAUCAGGCGUUUGUACCUCAGAUGUAAAUGCACCCGCAGGUGAUGAAUCUUGUUUAUAUGGAGAUAAGCCAGGAGCAGUAUUCUCCAACGGCUGGACAUGUGCAGAUAUGGUGACAAACGCUCCAAAUAACUGUCCUAAUAAUGCCAUAACUUGUUGUUAUUCUUGCGCCCCAUAUUUACCAACUACAACUGCCUCACAAUCUUCGUCAACUUUAAGCACUUUAGAAACAACUAGUGCCAUGCCACUUGUGUCCACUAGCAGUGUGCCAAACCAAUCUCCGGACGCAGAUUCACAAUGUGAAAGUAAUCGUGGAGCUGGAUCCUUCAUGUGCAGGGGAUUGUAUAGUGGAAACUUUUCAUCCAUAUGUACAACGCUGUGGUGUUCAAAUCCAUCAUCUAAUUCAUCCACCUGUUACGGACAGACAGCCUCAGAUGGAACAUUGUGCGGCAAUCAUAAGUGGUGUAUGUCAGGAGUGUGCACCUCAGAUGUUAAUGCACCCUCAGGCGAUGAAUCUUGUUUAUAUGGAGAUAAGUUAGGACCAGUAUUUACCAAUGGUUGGACAUGUGCAGAUAUGGUGACAAAUGCUCCAAAUAACUGUCCUAAUAAUGCCAUAACUUGUUGUUAUUCUUGCGCUCCAUACUUAACAACUACAACUACCUUAUCAUCUUCGACAACGGUAACUACUUUAGAGACAACUAGUGCCUUGCCACCUGCGUCAACAAGCAGCGUACCACUCCAAGCUCUGGAUGUAGAUUCACAAUGUGAAAGUAAUCGUGGCGCUGGAUCAUUCAUGUGCCGGGGACCAUACAACGGUGACUUUACUUCUAUUUGUACAAACUUAUGGUGUGCAAAUCCUACGAAUACGUCUAGUUGUCUGUCAGCUACAGUCACAGAUGGAACGCUGUGUGGAAAUAACAAGUGGUGUUUGUCUGGUGUAUGUACAACAGAUUCAUCAGCGCCUUUGGGCGAUGAAUCCUGUUUGUAUGGAGAUAGAUUGGGACCAAUAUUUACAAACGGCUGGUCAUGUUCAGAUAUGGUAGCGAACUCUCCGAAUUACUGUUCGCUCGUACCAGUUGAUUGUUGUUAUUCAUGCGCGCCAUAUUUAAUGAUACCAACAUCGUCACAAUUAUAUAGUACAACUUAUCCACAAGACACAGCUACUUACGGUGCUAGUUUAAGUGACCAAAUGCAACCAACUACAUCUGGUAACAUACCACAUGCGUCCAGCAGUAAUAUGCCGCCAAGUAGUCACAUGGUACCAUCUUCAAGUAGUUAUGCUCCACUGCACUCAAGUUAUGUUGGUACAACCUUUUCCAAUGGUGAUAUGCCACAUGCGUCUAGCAGUAAUAUACCACCUCCGUCUAGCAGUAAUAUGCCACAUGCAUCCAGCAGUAAUGUGCCACAUCUGUUUAGCAGUUAUAUGCAACAUCUGUCCAGCAGUAAUAUGCCACACCCGUCAAGUAGUAAUAUGCCACCAAGUGUUCACAUGUUACCAUCUUCAAAUAAUUAUGCUUCACUACACUCAAAUUAUGAUGGACCACCUUUUUCCAAUGGUAAUAUGCCACAUGCGUCUAGCAGUAUUACACCACCUCCGUCUAGCAGUAAUAUGCCACACCCGUCAAACAGUAAUAUGCCACCAAGUAGUCACAUUUUACCAUCUGCAAGUAGUUAUGCUCCACUACACUCAAGUUAUGAUGAAACAACCUUUUCCAAUGGUAAUAUGCCACAUGCGUCUAGCAGUACUACACCAUCUCCGUCUAGCAGGAAUAUGCCACACCCGUCAAGCAGUAAUAUGCCACCAAGUAGUCACAUGUUACCAUCUUCAAGUAGUUAUGCUCCACUACACUCAAGUUAUGAUGGAACAACCUUUUCCAAUGGUAAUAUGCCACAUGCGUCUAGCAGUAAUAUACCACCUCCGUCUAGCAGUAAUAUGCCAUUUCCGUCUAGCAGUAAUACACCGGUUCCGUCAAGCAGUAAUAUGCAACCAAGUAGUUCCAUGUUACCAUCCUCCAGUAAUUAUGCUCCAGUACACUCAAGUUAUGAUGACACGACCUUUUCAAAUGAUAAUUUGCCACAUGUGUCAAGCAGUAAUAUGCCACAGCCGUCUAGCAGUAAUAUGCCACAAUCGUCCAGCGGUAAUUUACCACAUAUGUCUAGCAGUUAUAUGCCGCUUCCAUCAAGCAGUAAUAUGCAACCAAACAGUCCCAUGUUACCAUCCUCCAGUAAUUAUGCUUCACUACAUUCAAGUUAUGAUGGCACUUCCUUUUCCAAUAGUUAUAUGCCACAUCCGUCCAGCAGUAAUAUGCCAUAUCCGUCUAGCAGUAAUAUGUCACCUCCAUCCAGUAGUAAUAUGCCACUUUCGUCCAGCAGUAAUAUGCUACUUCAAUCCAGCAGUAAUAUGCCUUCACCGUCCAGUAGUAAUAUGCCACCAUUCAGCAGUAAUAUGCCACCUCCGCCAGGCAGUUAUAUGCCACUACCGUCCAGCAGUUAUAUGUCAUCGUCCAGCAGUAAUAUGCCUCCACCGACCAGAAGUAACAUACCACCGUUCAGCAGUAUUAUGCCACUUCCGUCCAGUAGUUAUAUGCAACUACCGUCCAGCAGUAAUAUGCCGCCAUCUAUUAGUAAUAAGCCACCACCAUCCAGCAGUAGUUUGUCACCGUCCAGCAGUACUAUGCCAUCGCAGUCCAGUAAUACCAUGCCACAAACGUCCAGCAGUAAUAUGCCAACUACGUCUAGCAGUUAUAUGCCACCACCGUCUAGCAGUAAUAUGCCAACAUCCAGUAGUAAUAUGCCAACACCCAAUAGUAAUAUGCCACCACUGUCCAGCAGUAAUAUGCCACCGACCAGCAGUACUGUGCCAUCACAGUCAAGCAUUAAUAUGUCACCACCGUCCAGCAGUAAUGUGCAAUCAAGUUCUGCACCAACUGCAUCAACAACAAUAAUAUCAUCAACCACAACAACAAAAACUACAACAAUGACACAUACAACAACACCAACAUCAUCAACACCACCAACAACAACAACAACAUCAACGACACAAUCGAUACCUACAACAACAACAACGACAACGCCAGUCGCCCAGCUUGUUGUGUUAAACUUUGAUUCUGGAGCAGUUGUGCCCUUCCAAAGAGUUAUCUCCAUUGUCAUCACCAUAGCAACAGUUGGAAUUCUUAAAUAUGUGCUGUAAAUUGGAAUGGUUUCAGUUAACAUACGAUGUGCACAUUCCUUCAUAAAUAAAUGCUACAUCGUAUAUUAUCCACAUAACUGCACAUUUAACAUUAAUAGUGAACAGAGUCAACAACUAAUGUCCUUUGUUUGUUAAAGUUCAAUAACAUUAUCGGUACCAAAUUUUCUGCACCAGAUGCGUAAUUCGACAAUAAAUGUGUCUUCAGUAAUAUUAGAGGCCAACAUAUUUGAAAAUCCAAACCUUGAAAAAGAAGAGCUCAAAUACAAAAAAAGGACAAAAAGUAUAGCGAAACCUGGGAAAGGAAUCAUAGCUUUGCAUGAGGAAGAUAUAUUCAUUAAUUUAAAAUAGUUUCGACUUAUAAACAUUCACAAGAUGACGAAGAAUUUAAUAUAAAUUCGGAAUAAUUCUACAUUUUAUUUACUGCACUUCUUAAUUAUUUAUAUUCACUUUACAUCUAUUUCGACAAUGGCUUUAUACAAUGUAACUAAAAUAAAUAACAAGUUCAACUACAUGCCAUUUAAUAGUUUGACGAAAUGUAAUAAAUAAGCACACGACCUUCCUAUUAGGCAAACAUAACGUUUAAAAUGUGCAACCAAGUGAGCAAACGGAUCACUAAUUAAAACCAAGGGACAGAUAUGACAUUGAUUGACUUGUAUGAUCAUGCGUAAAACAUUUGAAGGGAAUUAUGAAAAUUGAAGUCACUUAUUUCAAAUAAAAUUUCAUGUCUGA